CCGGUACUUAUCCAUGCUCUGUCUUCUGUCUGUUAACAUCUGACUACAAAGUCGUAUUAUUGCAAUGCCGUCGUCGCAACGACAGGUAUCGGGAGUUGUCACUAGACUCUCGGCGCGUGCAAGCCCAUAUCACAAUGCAGUCACUUUGUUUGAAGCCGGAAAUGCGGAUCAGCCGUCAACAUCACUGUCUUCCAGUCCAAAGCCGUCGAAGCGUAUCAAGCUCGAGGUCGAAUCCGGGACCUCGAGCAUCUCAGACUGUACACGUUCCGAGAGCCCACGGAAGACGUCACCAACUUUGAAGCUGGAAGAAAUGGUAUCCGAAGGGGAUGCGAGUUUGCAAGUGAAAAUCAAGUCCCCCAAGAAACCUAAACCGAUACCGCGGUCUCUGGACACUCCACAUAUUACUCCAUUACGCUGGAAGGAGGUGUAUGACUCGAUCAAACAGAUGCGCACACAAAUGGUCGCUCCUGUAGACACUAUGGGGUGCGAACAAGCCCAGCACAAGGAGAAAGACCCAAAGAACCGACGGUUUUCUACGCUAGUUUCUCUGAUGUUAUCUUCCCAAACGAAAGAUGAAGUCACGGAUGCAGCUGUUGACAAGCUGCGGGCUGCCGUAGGAGGCACGCUAUCUGUAGCUGCCAUCAUAUCUGCGGAUGAGUCUACAAUAUCAGAUGCAAUAGCAAAAGUUGGCUUCUGGCGACGGAAGACUGGGUAUAUCAAGAAGGCGGCUUUACGGUUACGGGAUGAGUUCGAUUCAGAUGUACCCAAGACGGUGGAUGAGCUAUGCUCUUUGACAGGAGUCGGACCUAAAAUGGCGUUCCUUACACUUCAAGUCGCCUGGAAUCUCAAUCACGGCAUCGGCGUGGAUGUGCACGUUCAUCGUAUCACCAAUAGGUUGGGAUGGCAUCAACCGCCCACCAAAAAGCCUGAAGAAACGAGGUUAAAUCUUCAGUCGUGGUUACCUCUCGAAUUGCAUCGCGACAUUAACCACUAUGCUCGUCGGAUUUGUACUAAAGGGCUGUGUCCAAGUGCUAAUACAAAACCUCCGAAAAGCCCGAAGAAGCGGAAGAGACAAUCUUCUCCAAGCCUUGAACCCGAGUCUGGACCAAAGAUCGAUAUUGCAAUCGAGUCUUGACUUAUGGAGAGUUGAUGUCCUUCCUGCCCCCACCUAGCAAUGCAUGCAUAUAUUUUGUGAUGUCCAGAUACAAUAUCUUAUUACCUACUAACUCACAUAACUGAUUACCCAGAUCGAAGUGUUUGUCUCGAGCAAAAUAAACAAAUUAUGUUGGACGCUGUAA
Suillus fuscotomentosus is the source of this 1298-nucleotide messenger RNA. Its product is annotated as DNA glycosylase. The record is from RefSeq and is a predicted model, not a curated record. Gene Ontology annotation, biological process: nucleotide-excision repair; base-excision repair, AP site formation; base-excision repair. Lineage: Eukaryota; Fungi; Basidiomycota; Agaricomycetes; Boletales; Suillaceae. Gene Ontology annotation, molecular function: oxidized pyrimidine nucleobase lesion DNA N-glycosylase activity; DNA binding; DNA-(apurinic or apyrimidinic site) endonuclease activity. The transcript is spliced from 5 exons. Gene Ontology annotation, cellular component: nucleus. The coding region runs from base 65 to 1135 and encodes 356 amino acids.